AUGUCGGUGCCAUACCGGGGGCAAGCUCAGCCGCAGGACCAUCAGCAGCAGUAUCACGACUACGAUCCGUCACAGCAAUACGGCCAGGAUCCAGGCUAUGCUCACUACGCCGGGCAACCCUUCCAGCAACAGCAAGGCUACUAUCAACCGCCACAGCACUACCCCACAUCGAAUCCCUACGCAAAUCAUGGCCAGACAUCCUUCAGUCCGUACUCGCAACAUAUGCAGCGCGCUGCUCCCUCGUACCAUGCUCAAUCGCAAUCCUUCGCUUCACCGAAUGAUCUAGGCUACCAAACUGCACUCCCACAAGGCGGAUAUCUGGCGGGCAACGAGUAUGGCCCGCCGAGCCACGUCAUGCAGGGCUCUCUAUCGUCCGGUCACAGUCCGGGAUCCAGCACAGGCCGCUCGCGGCUCAGCACCCUCGUCUACCCGUCGCAAGGUCCGAGUCCAAGUCUAGAGUCGCAGGUCUCGCACCUCAGCCUUGUCGGGCCAACCGCGUCCUUACCUAGCAAGCCACUUCCCCACAGCACGAGCCAUGCAGCUGCUCGCCACUCUCAGUCGCUUCCUUCAAAUGCUCCUGUUACUGCUUCGGGCGAGCUUCGGUCUGGCAUCUCGCUCCGAUAUCCGCCAUUGCCUAGCGUUCCGGAACGAUGUACGACACCACCUUCGCUGCGGUCCGAGGCAGAUGCGGCGACCGAAGCUGGGACGGUGGACAAGUCGGUGCUGGACUACAUUUCGUCUCUCCGCUCCAUCAUCGAUGCCUACGAGAAGCGCGACGACCACCUACGCAUGCGAACGGAAGCUGUCGGGUUCCAGCCAAAACAAGCCUGGGCGGCGUGGGAGUCGGCAGGUGCAGAGAACAGCAGUCACGACACUGCCAGCGCAGCUUUACCACCAGCCAACGCCGUUCUCGGCGUGCGACUGCUUCAACGGCUGGACAAGCUCCAACGGGAGAACGACGAGCUCGGAGCACUGCUGACGUCUGGCGCGCGCAUCAAUGCUGAUGCCGCUGCCGGCACAGCAGAGACAGAGGAGCUGCGCAAAGAAGUGCACGACUGUCACCAGCUGAUCGAGGCUAUUGACAAAGCGUUGGUGGAGGCAGAAGGGCGGGCAUCAGCAUCAGAGAGAGCGCUCGAAGCUGCCUGUCGGACAAAUUCGACUGCCAUGGUGCCUGCCAAACCAGGGGCUACCUCGACAAAAGCUGCUGGCGCUGUUGCAGCUGCGACAGGCUCGGCGCAGGAAGCAAAGAAACCCUCCCCCAAACCCACAAACGCAUCUGCGGCCAGGAGAGGCUCCAAGCCUGUCAUCUCGUCGAGCAGUCCGAAUGCAGGAGCUGGCGGAAAAGUUGCUUACCAACAGCGCAACUCCAAGCCGAAUCAGCCGACUCCCAAGUCAGGCGGUGGCAGCGGUUCCAGUAGGACGACCCGGAACGAUAAGUCGGCUGCUCAGACGGCUGACGGCAAGACCGGCAAGACACCUUCACCUUCGGCCGUAACAAAAGGCAAAUGA
Kalmanozyma brasiliensis GHG001 is the source of this 1509-nucleotide messenger RNA. RefSeq lists its product as uncharacterized. The transcript has a single exon. Lineage: Eukaryota; Fungi; Basidiomycota; Ustilaginomycetes; Ustilaginales. Gene Ontology annotation, biological process: regulation of alternative mRNA splicing, via spliceosome. Gene Ontology annotation, cellular component: nucleus. Bases 1 to 1509 code for a protein of 502 amino acids. The record is from RefSeq and is a predicted model, not a curated record.